AUUUAAUGUUUCUUUUGCAUUUUGUAUAUAUGGUAUAGAAGAUGAAAACUACACUUAAACUUAAUGACUUUAUUUUGAUACAAUGUUUACUUAUGUAUUACUUCAUACAACAAUAUCACGUGGCAUAUGCUCGUUGUAGUUGGGGCUCGUGGUUGUCAUGGAAUUGCUCAUGUUGUGGAAAUUCCUACGAUAUUCAGGUAUUCAGAGUUAGAGCUAAGUGUUGUAAUCAUACUCAUGAAUGUCCAGCAAGGAGAAUGUCGUCUUCAGAUAUCUUGGAUGAAAAUAAAUUUGAAGAAAAGAGCAGUUGUUUGAAGGAUUGCGACAAGCUAUUUUCUAACUACAAUCCUCACACUUGUACUUCAUCAAAGAUGAGUCUAAACGAAAUUAAAGAACAAAGCAAAAUCAAAUCAUGUAAAGCCACAUGCUUAGGCACACCAUCAACAACAACAACAAGAAAAACAACAACAACAACAGCAUUUGCUGCAAAACCAACAACCACCAAAGUAACUCGUGAAACUACUUUACACAACGUUACUUCUCAAACCACCCAAACAUUUCGUGGAGGUGAGAACGAUACUAUUCCAACAAGGAAUGUCCAACAUAAAACGUCGAUAACUUCCUCUUUGCAAACUAGCAGCUCAAUCAAAGAUACAACAAUAUUUCCAGGCGAUGUUACAGUACACGUUUCAAAGAGGAUGACAUCGGCAAAGACGUCAGUCACAUACCCUUCUUCUUCCAAGUUUCAAUCUAGUUACACUGUCAGUUCUGAGAUAAACACACAGUCAAUUGGUUGGAUAAUUGGUGGAGUGAUAUGUCUCGUUGUUAUGGCAAUUUGUAUUGGUAUGAUCGGGCAAAAUAUAAAGCAAACUAGAGAAAGACAACGAUCUGAACAUCAUGAACAAGAUUUCUAUAAAUUAUAGUAUUAAUGUGAUAAAGAAAUUGAAUUUUAACCAAACAUGAUUGUUUCAGUGAUCAAUUGGAAUUAAAGAAUAGACAUGACCUGAAGUACCACGGUAGGACAAACGUUUACACUAUGUUUAAAUUUUCAGAACAAAAUCUUUAUCUAAGGAACAUAUCACGUGUAGUUUUGAACAGUCAUUUCUAUUCUUGUAUGCUUUCUUUCUUUCCAGAAAUAUACAUAUUGAAUAUAUCAUUUCUCUAGCGUCUUAUUCCUUUGUAUGAUUUCGGUUUUCCACGUUUCAGAUGACUUCAUUCAUUGGCGAUUCACAAAGGCGAUAGCCCUAGGGGAGGGAGCUCCUUAACUUUAACACAUUUUCAUCAACAUAUAGAAAUAAUUUUAACUAUGUUUUUCAAUUGGAUUAAAACAUGAAGUAAUGAUAAUAGUUUUCUCAACUUUAUUGAUGUGUAAAAAUUAUAACGUAUUAUGUACUGAAAAUGAAAUGUAUAACACUGAUUAGGUCCUUAAGACAAAUUCAACUUAUAUUUACCUAUAUUUGUGAAUAAAAGGAAGGUUAUUUAGCAAUAAUUACACAGAUAUGCUUUUCCCCCGAGUUAUGUUUUCAUAGUUUUAUACAGUAAACAAAAUAUCAACAUAAAGAAGUGACCUGCAUGUAUUAUCAACAAAAUGAGUUAGUGUUUUGAAAUAAUAAGUAUUUGUAAUUCCAUUCAAGUACUUGUACA
Ruditapes philippinarum (Manila clam) is the source of this 1641-nucleotide messenger RNA. RefSeq lists its product as uncharacterized. The transcript is spliced from 3 exons. NCBI's taxonomy places the organism in Eukaryota, Metazoa, Mollusca, Bivalvia, Venerida, Veneridae. The record is from RefSeq and is a predicted model, not a curated record. Bases 42 to 920 code for a protein of 292 amino acids.